Molecule: messenger RNA, 2844 nt
Organism: Astyanax mexicanus (Mexican tetra)
Lineage: Eukaryota; Metazoa; Chordata; Actinopteri; Characiformes; Acestrorhamphidae
Gene: tph2
Product: tryptophan hydroxylase 2 (tryptophan 5-monooxygenase)
Exons: 11
Coding region: 83-1939 (618 amino acids)
Biological process (GO): aromatic amino acid metabolic process; serotonin biosynthetic process
Cellular component (GO): neuron projection
Molecular function (GO): tryptophan 5-monooxygenase activity; iron ion binding
Source: RefSeq, a predicted model, not a curated record
UGCAGAUCAGCCUUCAGUGAAUGAAUUAUAACUGAAAUGACAUGAUCAGAGUGGGGGUACUGACGUAACACAGCUUUUCUUAAUGAAGGAGGAAGGCAUCAGCCCCUCCGAAACCAAUAUAAGCACCACGAUGCGAGACCUUUAUCAGGUUUUAUCAGCAUCUUUCGUCACGCUAUAUAAGCACAGCCCUGGCACUGCUGGAGGAGGUGGAGUGCAAGGUAAAGUGUCUCACCCAGACAGUGCUGCCAUGGCUUCAGAGGUGCAGAAGAAGAAGAAGGGAUCUGAGACAGUCCCCAUGUCUUCUGAGAUGCAGGGCAAAAGCAAGACCCAAGACACCAUGCCUGUCCCGUCUGACCUGCAGAACCAGAGGAAGGGUCCAGAGAUCCCCAAGUCACCUGUGGGGCUGCUGAGGAAGAGGGGUCAGGAUGCUGUCCCAAAGAUGCAGCCAGCUAUGAUGAUGUUCUCCAGCAAGUACUGGGCACGCCGAGGAUUAUCUCUGGAUUCAGCAAUGUUUGAUCAGCAGCACCUCGGAACCAGUAUGCUUCGCAGGACAUCCUUUAGUCGUAUAGAUGAGAAACCGGACAAAGAGUGGGUCUCCACUAUGGACUCUGGGAAGACCGCAGUGAUCUUCUCUCUGAAGAACGAGGUGGGCUGUCUGGUGAAGGCUCUACGGCUCUUUCAGGAGAAGCAUGUGAACUUGGCCCACAUAGAGUCUCGCAAAUCGAAGCGUGUCACCACAGAGGUGGAAAUCUACGCUGAGUGCAACUGCACCAAGAAAGAAUUCAACGAGCUGGUGCAGCACCUUAAAGAUCACGUCAAUAUCAUCUCCUACAACACGCCGCAGCAUGUGUGGUCUUCAGAGACUGACUGUUUGGACUGUGUGUGUGUUUUGGGUGGGUUGCCAGAUGGGGAAGGAGUGCCUUGGUUUCCCCAGAAGAUCUCAGAGCUGGACCAGUGCUCUCACAGAGUGCUCAUGUAUGGCUCAGAGCUGGAUGCUGACCAUCCGGGGUUUAAAGACAACGUGUAUCGGCAGAGAAGAAAGUACUUUGUGGAAGUCGCAAUGAACUACAAAUUUGGGCAGCCCAUCCCACGCAUCGACUACACCCUGGAGGAGGUGAAGACUUGGGGAGUGGUGUUCCGGGAGCUGACUAAACUGUACCCCACCCACGCCUGCCGCGAGUACCUGAAAAACCUCCCACUGCUCACCAAGCACUGCGGGUACCGAGAGGAUAACAUCCCUCAGCUAGAAGACGUGUCUCUCUUUCUGAGAGAGAGGUCAGGUUUUACAGUGCGGCCUGUGGCAGGAUACCUGUCACCCAGAGACUUCCUGGCUGGACUGGCCUAUCGAGUGUUUAACUGCACUCAGUAUGUUCGCCACAGUACUGACCCACUUUACACACCAGAGCCGGACACCUGUCAUGAGUUGCUGGGCCAUGUGCCUCUCCUAGCAGAUCCCAAGUUUGCCCAGUUCUCACAAGAAAUUGGCUUGGCCUCUCUGGGGGCUUCAGAUGAAGAUGUGCAGAAGCUGGCUACAUGUUAUUUCUUCACCAUUGAGUUUGGCUUGUGCAAACAAGACGGCCAAUUGAGAGCCUAUGGAGCAGGACUGCUGUCUUCCAUUGGAGAGCUAAGGCAUGCGUUGUCGGACAAAGCUGUAGUGAAGCCGUUUGAUCCCAGGACCACAUGCUACCAGGAGUGCCUCAUCACAACUUUCCAGGAUGUGUACUUUGUCUCGGACAGUUUUGAAGAGGCCAAAGAGAAAAUGAGGGAAUUUGCCAAAUCUAUCAAGAGGCCCUUCUCUGUCUACUAUAACCCCUACACCCAGAGCAUCGACCUUCUGAAGGACACCAGAAGCAUUGAGAAUGUGGUGCAGGACCUCCGUAGUGACCUUACCACUGUCUGUGAUGCCCUGGGAAAAAUGAACAAGUACCUUGGCAUCUAGAGAGAAACGAGAAUUGAUUUGUCUAAUAUGUAUUUUACAUGUUCCGAACUACAAACUAAACGGGUUAAAAAUUUAAAUUACAUAUAAUAUUACAAUACACAAGUGGCAAGUGCUGUGCUUUUAGCCUGAAAACAAAUGAAGACAGAGUUCAAUCUUUAAGUCCAGUAUCCUCAUGGGUCUGCCUGCUUUCAUGACCAGGUUAUUUCUAUAAUUUCCAUCAUAUAGCAGCCAGUAUUUCAGAUGCUGUAGGCCGCAUGUCUGCUCCAGUCCAUUCGUGGGGUUGCUGACUGUAAUUUGCACAAUUUAGGAUUAUAUAAUGCGAUUUCAAAGCCCCUGACCAUCAAAUACAACUUCAUUAUGACUGGCGAACAGGAAGUCUUAAAUGGAUGAUUUAAGACAGGAAGUCAGAAAUACACCUCACUCUGUUUGUAAUGAAUGAAUGAAUGAAACAAAAAAUUAAAAUCUCUUGAUUUCACAUUUUUAUUGCAUUGAAAUGGAUUGCUACAUAUUGUUGAUCUGGGGAUCCACAAACAACAUAUACACUAUUCAGAUCACUUGAUCAUAAAUGGCCUAAUAAUUGUCUCAGUUCCUUGUGUCUGUUUGUGACCCUGAUAUAUGCUAAUUAUAGGAUAAUCAGAAUUGAAUGUGUGUUUAUUUUUUUUUUUUCAUUUUAAGCUGCAGAACACAGGCUAAGGUGAUCAUUGCUGUGCAAGUAUAUACUGCAUAAAUUACUCAUGAAUUUAAAAUCAGUGUCAAAUGUGAAUUGAUUAAAUUGAAUUACUAAGCAACUGAGUGAAUGCUACAGUUCACAUGUUUGGGUAUUACAUUGUGGUGCUUGCUUUAUUUGUGGUUAAGAAGAUAUAUGUAUCAUAUUCUUGGUCAAUAAAAUAUUAUUUUAUUAUUUA